Molecule: messenger RNA, 1091 nt
Organism: Vigna umbellata (rice bean)
Lineage: Eukaryota; Viridiplantae; Streptophyta; Magnoliopsida; Fabales; Fabaceae
Product: tropinone reductase-like
Molecular function (GO): oxidoreductase activity
Source: RefSeq, a predicted model, not a curated record
GUAAUCAUAUCAGUUAUUAUAUAUUAAUCUUCACUCAUCAUAACAUCUCCUUCGUUGAAGAGAAAACAAUGGGUGAGACAAACAGUAGUAGCAAAAGCAGUAGGUGGUCUUUGCAAGGAAUGACAGCACUGGUCACCGGUGGAUCCAAAGGAAUCGGAUAUGCUGUUGUAGAGGAGUUGGCACAACUUGGGGCAACUGUACACACUUGUGCUCGAAACGAAGCUGAACUCGGCGAAUCCUUGAACGAAUGGACCACGAAAGGAUACAGAGUAACCGGUUCGGUCUGUGACGUGACCUCUCGUCUUAACAGAGAAGAGCUGAUAGCUAGAGUCUCUUCUCAGUUCAAUGGAAAACUCAAUAUCCUUGUAAACAACGUGGGAACAAACAUACCGAAACAAACCCUGGAGUUAACAGCGAAAGAUUUCGCAUUUCUGAUCAACACGAAUCUUGAAUCUUGUUUCCACUUAAGCCAGCUUGCACAUCCUCUCCUAAAAGCUUCAGAAGCUGCAAGUAUCAUUUUCAUGUCCUCGGUUGCUGGUGUUGUAGCUACAAACUUAGUAUCCAUUAUCUAUAGUGCAACAAAAGGUGCAAUAAACCAAGUGACAAAAAAUCUGGCAUGUGAAUGGGCGAAAGACAACAUAAGGACUAAUUGUGUUGCACCAGGGCCAAUUAAAACCCCUCUUGGGGAUAAGGUCUUUAAAGAGGAAAAAGUUCAGCGUGGUCUCAUUUCUGAAAUCCCUCUUGGACGGAUUGGAGAGGCAGAGGAGGUGUCUUCGUUGGUGGCCUUUCUGUGCUUGCCUUCAGCUUCUUACAUCACAGGACAGACCAUUUGUGUUGACGGCGGUUUCAGUGUUAAUGGCCUCCAUAUAUUCUAGCCUUAGUUUUCACUUUUUCUCUGUCAAGUCAGUUACACUCUCAUUGCAUUGGUUUCUGUCUCAUUUAAGAAUAAAUUAACAGACUGUACUUUCCUAAAUUGUGUUUGAAUUCACAUUUAGUUGUCAAUCUCGCAGUGAGAGUGUAGUAUGUUAAAUGUAUUUUGGAAUGCAUCAUGUUUAUUGUCUGGUUUUAAUAAAACACAGCGCUUGUUUUCA